CAGAGAGAAGAUUUUAUGGUAUCAUAUCAGAAUCAGACAACCAUCGGAAAGCCCCUUCGCAUACUGUCUCGGUAGCGGCCGCCCAGGAAACAACACACUUACUUACACAGCUCUCCGGCCCCCCUUCACUUCAAUUCCCCCACAUAAAUAAAUUCAUCUUCUCUGCUUCCUCCCCUUGCUUGAUUCGGCAACCACAUUUUACUUUUGCUUUGAGGGUUGCGGCGGCGGCGGCGGGGAUGCAUUGCCAUUUAGCAAUGUAAAAGUCUAAACAACCUACUGCUGCAACAUCACGGCAAGAAAAAGAUUCCGUAAAGCCCAGAUCUUGGCACAAGAAUCCCAGCAAGAAGCAGCAUAAUACUCGACACUAGGGCGGGACUAGGGAGGGACUCUCGUCUUGAUUAACAGAUAAGGGACAUAUAGGUGGUCUCCCUAUGGGAAUAAGAAGUCUUAGUCCCAUGGUCAGAAGGGAGUUGGAAAAUCUUGACAAGGAUGCUGACAGUCGAAAAUCUGCUAUGAAAGCCUUGAAAUCCUAUGUCAAAGAUUUGGAUUCCAAAGCUAUCCCUCUCUUUCUCGCACAGGUUUCCGAGACCAAAGAAACUGGUUCUUCUGGAGAGUAUACGAUCUCACUAUACGAGGUUCUUGCUCGUGUUCAUGGACAUAAAAUUGUCCCUCAAAUUGACAACAUCAUGACCACUAUUAUCAAGACUUUGACGUCAAGUGCAGGAUCUUUUGCUCUUCACCAAGCUUGCUCUAAGGUGGUUCCGGCAAUUGCCAGAUAUGGAAUGGACCCAACUACUCCCGAGGACAAGAAGAGACACAUCAUUCACUCUCUCUGUAAGCCUCUCUCCGAUUGUCUUUUGGGCAGUCAUGAGAGCCUAUCUUCUGGAGCUGCUCUUUGUCUGAAGGCUCUAGUAGAGUGCGAUAACUGGAGGUUUGCUUCAAACGGGAUGGUGAAUGAGGUAUGUCAGAGAGUUGCUGGAGCUUUGGACAAGCACUUGCAAACUAAUUCGCACAUGGCACUUGUGAUGUCUUUGGCUAAGCACAACAGUUUGACUGUCGAGGCGUAUGCAAGGUUGUUGAUCCGCACUGGAUUGCAGAUUCUGAAUGAAGAUGCCAAUUCUCAAAAAAGAUUGUCCGCCAUUCAUAUGGUGAGCUCUUUGAUGAAGUGUUUGGAUCACAAAAGCAUCUCUUCCGAGUUGGAAUUAAUAAUUAAGGUGAUGGAGAACUGUCAGUCUGAUCAGAUGGCUUACGUAAGUGGGGCUGCUUUUGAAGCAUUGCAAACUGCUCGAAAGAUAUGUACUGAGAAAAGCUCAAAAUUUGAGAAAGAUAUGGUUUCAGUCACUGGCUCAAAUUUUGACAGGAGAGGAAAUUUAAGAAGAAGAAAUUUGUCGGAUUCUGGGGAUCAAUCACCUCUGACAGCUUCACCUGAAUCACAGACUAUCAAUUCAUUUUGUGGGCACGAUUCCUUCUUUGACUCCCCAAUUUCAACGAAUCAGACCUCUCCAGACUUCGCUUAUGAUCGAAGGAGUGUGAAUCGGAAACUGUGGUCAAGGUGUGAGAAUGGUGUUUUAGACGUCUCUCUCAAGGAUGGUAUCUUUUCAGAGGUAACACGCAGAAGUGCCAUGGGGAGCUCUGAGCAUGAUGGUUUUUCUGAUUUCUCUGGAGAUUAUACGGAUGGAUUUGUUGGAUUUUGCCAAACUAGUUCCAGAAAUAGAGUUGCCAGAAGUGCCACUCCCAGUCCUCAGCGUUCUCGCUCUCUCAUCAAUGUUGACAGUGUAAAGAUCUUUGCAACACCAAGAAAGCUAAUUCACUCCCUUCAGGAUCAAAAUGAGGAAAGUUCAGACUCUGACAAACCAAAUAGGAGAUUCAGAAGUCCUUCAAGCCAAUAUGAAAUGACUCCUACUUCAAAAUAUAAACAGAAUGGCGUUCAUCAAAUGAGGGGCCUUGAGAUUAAUGGGAAAGGGAAGUCACCUACAGGGUCCGAAGCGUUACGAGGAAGCUCCGAAUCAGUGUCUUCAACACAAGAUAUCCCUGCUGAGGAUACAACAAAACCUUCUCCAAAGUUGGAACUUCCUAGAGUUGAUGGUCUGAAAGGCUACUGGAAGCCUACUCGCAACACACUCGGCAUUCUCUUUGUUAUAUUUGCAACUAUUUUAUGCUUCAUGUUAAUUGAUGAUCAAGGAGAAGGUUACAAUCUUGUCCCCACCUAACUUGUGUUUGGUGGCAGGCCAUAAGAGCUAAUAUAGUUCUAGUUGAGUUAAUAUCCUGGAAAGUAAUCAGGCUGAUAUGCCUUAUAAAACAACAAAUACUUACUGAGCCGUUUCUUCUUUAGUUGUAGCAGAGCAGUAAACAAGAUGAAGAAUUUUUGGUACUUUGAUUGGCAAUCUCCAAAGACUAUGGUCCUGUUUUAUGUAAUAGUGCUACUGAAACAUAUUGCCAUUGAAUGAUAUGCAAAGGAUGCAAAAGGGACUUUUCUGC
Molecule: messenger RNA, 2478 nt
Organism: Coffea eugenioides
Lineage: Eukaryota; Viridiplantae; Streptophyta; Magnoliopsida; Gentianales; Rubiaceae
Product: protein SINE1
Exons: 3
Coding region: 432-2210 (592 amino acids)
Cellular component (GO): microtubule
Molecular function (GO): microtubule binding
Source: RefSeq, a predicted model, not a curated record